GGCCCCGCGGGCCCCGUCUCCGGCGGGCGGGAUCGGAGCCCGGCCCCGGCGCGGCCGCGACAUGUCCGGCAAGAUCGAGAAAGCAGACUCCCAGCGCUCCCACCUGUCAUCGCUCACCAUGAAGUUUAUGGACAAGUUCCAUUCGCCCAAAAUCAAGCGGACACCCUCCAAGAAAGGGAAGCAGCCGGACCUGGUGGAGAAAACACCAGAAAAAGCAGGAAACAAGAAUCUAAUUUGGCUGGAGGAGAAAGAGAAGGAUGUAGUAAGCGCCCUACGCUAUUUCAAGACCAUUGUGGACAAAAUGGCCAUCGACAAGAAGGUGCUGGAGAUGCUGCCGGGGUCGGCGACUAAAGUGCUGGAGGCCAUUGUGCCCCUGGUCCAGACGGACCCGCGGAUCCAACAGAGUUCUGCCAUCUCCUCCUGCUACAGCCGCGUGUACCAGAGUCUGGCCAAUCUGGUUCGUUGGUCUGAUCAGGUGAUGCUAGAAGGCGUAAACUCCGAAGACAAAGAGGUGGUUAACACAGUAAAAGGGGUCAUCAAGGCUGUUCUAGACGGAGUCAAGGAGCUGGUCAAGCUCACAAUUGAGAAGCAAGAGCACCCCUCUCCCACGAGUCCGGUCAAACCUCUUUUACCCGCAUGUAAAUCUGACAGCCCUUCAGAGCUUCCCCUGACGGAUCGGGAGAUGGAGAUUCUCAACAAGACAACGGGGAUGACUCAGGCCACAGAGGUUUUGGCAGAUUCCACCGACGAAGAGGUCGCCCCUCCCAAGCCCCCCCUUCCUUGCAUUCGGGUAGCCGAAAACAGUCCUCCUCCAGCGCUGCCACCCAAAAAGCGCCAGUCGGCUCCGUCUCCUACAAGAGUGGCUGUCGUGGCGCCCAUGAGCCGGACCACGAGCGGCUCCAGUUUGCCCAUUGGAAUCAACAGACAGGAUUUCGACGCCGACUGCUACGCUCAGCGGAGGCUGUCGGGGGGCAGCCAGUCCUACGGAGGGGAGUCCCCCCGCCUCUCGCCGUACAAUAGCAUGGGCAAGCUGAGCAAGUCCGACGAGCAGCUCUCCUCGCUGGAUUGCGACAGUGGGCAGUGCUCCCGCAACACAAGCUGUGAAACGUUAGAUCACUACGAUCCAGACUAUGAGUUCCUGCAGCAAGACCUCUCCAACGCUGAUCAGAUACCUCAGCAGGCGCCCGGUGUCCUCAGCCCCUUGCCCGAGUCCCUGGCAGAGUCCAGCUCCCCAUUUCACGGACGCGCUUUCCAGCUGCCGGAGCACUGCAGCCCCUUGGCGGCGAUGCAGGCAGCAGAGAUUCCCCCAGCUCUGCCAGAGAAGAAGAGGAGGGGCACGGCUGCCCACCCUUUUGAUACCUCCGGCUGCAGAAUCGUGUUCGAGAGGCACCCCUCACAAUAUGACAACCUCUCCGAGGACGAGAUGCAUAACCCGGCCUUGAUCCCCACGAUGCACUUCACCCCUUUUGCCACUGUGCUGCCCUUUCAGCCGGGGAACUCGCCGGCCCCAAUGGAAUUCCUCACUGACUUCACUUCUCCGGACUCUGCGGGAGACUCCGAGAAACCGCCGCCUCUGCCUGAGAAGAAAAACAAACACAUGAUGGCCUACAUGCAGUUCGUAGAAGAUUACUCUGAGCCUCAGCCUUCCAUGUUCUACCAGACGCCGCAGAAUGAACACAUCUACCAGCAGAAGAACAAGCACCUGAUGGAGGUUUAUGGGUUCAACGACUCCUUCAGCAGUGCCGACUCUGGCCAGGAUCUGGCCCCACCCCCGGCUCUUCCACCAAAGCAGCGGCAGCUACAGGCCUCUUUUGCCACCUCCUCCUUCUCUUCUGUCUCCUUCUGUGUCCAGCCACCUCAAGUGCCCUUCGGCCCCGAAGACAGCAGUGGCUCUGCUCAGGGCCUCAGUAUGUCCAUCUCUAACUCCUUCCUCCACCAGCACAGCUCCUUCCCUGUGCACUCGUACAAAUCGGUGUUCAGGUCUUACUCCCAAGACUUUGUGCCUCGCAACCAAGUUUCCGUCCCUCCUUUUCUCUCAUCCGCCUCCGCCAUCUCCUCCCCGCCUCUGCCUUUCCCGCCUGUGCACCAGUCUCCGAACUCUGCCCUGGUGGCCGGGCCAGCCGCAGGCGGUCAGCCGCUCAGCACCGCAGACGGGGCCACCUCCUCUUCUCAGGAGAGCAGCUUUAAUGGGACUGCUUCUGUCUGCCUUCCUUCUGAAACCUCUUUCACUGAUUCUCUCCAGACAUCUUCGAGUGAAAACGCCGGUGAGGAGGCUGGGGAGGGUGAAUACGUCAAUCUGUAUUCCUCCGGCCAAAGCAACGGGGAACUCCCUCAAUCUGAAGGAGAAUUUCCGGCUGUCAGAGACGGUUACCCCAAGGACUCUGCCUCACUCAGCAAUGCCCCAGGGAAGGAAAACCAAGAUGAAAGCAAAAGGCAGCAGAAGUCACCGGAAUCCUUGGAGUCUUCCCAGCUGGAAGAGGAGGUGGACGAGCUGUCGCUGGUUGACCACAAUGAAAUUAUGGCCAGGCUGACACUGAAGCAGGAGGGUGACGAUGGACCAGACGUACGUGGGGGAUCAGGGGACAUUUUGUUGGUCCACGCGACGGAGACUGACAGGAAAGAUUUGGUGCUGUACUGUGAAGCCUUUUUGACAACUUACAGAACCUUCAUCUCCCCCGAAGAACUCAUCAAGAAGCUGCAGUACAGAUAUGAGAAGUUCUGUCACUGUCCGGACACGUUUAAGAAGCGGGUCAGCAAGAACACCUUCUUUGUCCUGGUCCGAGUGGUGGACGAGCUGUGUUUGGUGGAGCUGACCGAGGAGAUCCUGAAGCUGCUGAUGGACCUGGUCUUCCGUUUGGUCUGCAACGGGGAGCUCAGCCUCGCCCGCGUCUUACGCAACAACAUCCUCGACAAAGUCAAUCAGAAAAAACUUCUGCGAUACACCAACUCCAUCAAGCCCCUUUCGGCCCGGGGGGUGGCAGCCAGGCCAGGGACCCUCCAUGAUUUCCACAGCCACGAGAUAGCUGAGCAGCUGACCCUCCUAGACGCAGAGCUGUUUUACAAGAUAGAGAUCCCUGAAGUCUUGCUGUGGGCCAAAGAGCAGAAUGAAGAAAAGAGCCCCAACUUAACCCAGUUCACAGAGCACUUUAAUAACAUGUCAUACUGGGUCCGUUCGAUCAUCAUGCUGCAGGAGAAGGCGCAAGACCGAGAGAGGCUGCUGCUGAAAUUUAUAAAGAUCAUGAAGCACUUACGGAAGCUCAACAACUUCAACUCCUACUUGGCCAUUCUCUCUGCUCUGGAUUCGGCACCCAUCCGGCGACUCGAGUGGCAGAAACAAACGUCAGAGGGCCUGGCUGAGUACUGCACACUGAUUGACAGCUCUUCCUCCUUCCGGGCAUAUCGUGCGGCUCUUGGAGAGGUGGAACCCCCUUGCAUACCCUACUUAGGCCUCAUCCUGCAGGACUUGACCUUCGUCCACCUGGGGAACCCGGAUUACCUUGAAGGCAAAGUGAACUUUUCCAAGCGUUGGCAACAGUUCAACAUCCUGGACAGCAUGAGGCGCUUCCAGCAAGUGCAUUACGAGAUCAAGCGGAAUGACGACAUCAUCUCGUUCUUCAAUGACUUCAGCGACCAUCUGGCCGAGGAGGCCCUGUGGGAACUUUCACUCAAAAUCAAACCUAGGAACAUAACGAGGCGAAAGACAGACCGGGAGGAGAAGACCUAAGCGGAGGCGGUCAGAGGCCUUGGGCAUAAAGGAUCGCUGGGCGCACGCGCGGACGGCAGCUGUAAGACACAGACCUGACUCUGGGCCACGCCCCCUUCCCCUCCCAGGCCUGCCCCAGCGGUUGGGGUGACUUGGCAGGGAGGCUGUGAGCGUUGGUGUGUGCCGUCCUUCCCGUCAGGCCACAGGAGAGAGCCGCCAAGUCCUUCCACUCUCCUUCCGGCGCUGCCCAGUGACAGUACCACAGAUCAGCUUUCAGUAUGGAAAGAGAGUGCCGUGGAAAGGGGGGAUCAGUGCCACCGUGUUCCCGCUUUGCCAAAUUUUAAGUUUGACUUACAGUCUGUGUGCCAG
Messenger RNA from Euleptes europaea (tarantolino), 4072 nucleotides. RefSeq names its product Rap guanine nucleotide exchange factor 1 (gene RAPGEF1). Lineage: Eukaryota; Metazoa; Chordata; Lepidosauria; Squamata; Sphaerodactylidae. Gene Ontology annotation, biological process: Ras protein signal transduction; positive regulation of GTPase activity. Bases 62 to 3724 code for a protein of 1220 amino acids. The transcript has 26 exons. The record is from RefSeq and is a predicted model, not a curated record. Gene Ontology annotation, molecular function: guanyl-nucleotide exchange factor activity. Gene Ontology annotation, cellular component: plasma membrane.